CUUGCUUUCUCUACCUAGUACUCCUCUGUAUCUCUCGCUACUCUUUCCCUCGUUGGUGCGUCGAAACUUCUUUUUCUUUGACUUGAAGGAUCCUAAAAAGACUGUUACCUUUGAUUUAAGUCUUUUUCUCUUCUACGUAUCUAAUUUCGUUGAUCUUUUUUGAUCCUUUAAACGUCGAAACGAAAAUCGAUCCAAUCUCUGUGGACGUCUUGGUUUUUCCAUUUUCAUUUCGAAUUAUUCUUUAGAAUCUCAUUCUAGCAGUUUUUAUUUGUUAUUUAUUGUUGAGCGCGUUUCUCUGAGAAAUUACUACGGGUUACUAAUAUGGAAAAAUUGAUUCCCUUAGUCAAUCAACUUCAGGAUCUGGUGUAUAAUACCAUCGGUUCUGACUUUUUGGAUUUACCCUCCAUUGUCGUGGUCGGUUCUCAAUCGUGCGGAAAAUCGUCCGUCUUGGAAAAUAUAGUCGGCAAAGAUUUUCUACCCCGUGGAACAGGAAUCGUUACCAGAAGACCGUUAAUCUUACAACUUAUCAACUUGAAAGAAGAUUCAAAUAUGAAUGCCCCUGGUGAAGAUGCCCAGCAAGAUUCUUCUAUCUCUAAUGCCAACAUUUCCUCUGCUUCCUUGGAAAAAGAAAGCGACCGGGAAGGAUAUGCUGAGUUUCUCCAUUUACCCAAUGUCCGUUUCACAGAUUUCGGAAAAGUUCGUGCUGAAAUCGAAAAUGAAACUUUGCGAGUCGCUGGUGCUAAUAAAGGAAUUAAUAAAUUACCGAUUAACCUCAAAAUUUACUCAAAACACGUUCUAAAUCUCACUCUAAUUGAUCUCCCUGGUCUCACGAAAAUCCCUGUUGGCGAUCAACCUACAGACAUUGAAGCUCAAACUCGUUCGUUGAUUAUGGAGUAUAUCAGUAAACCUAAUUCAAUCGUAUUAGCUGUUUCUCCGGCAAAUUUUGAUAUCGUCAAUAGUGAAGGAUUAAAACUUGCCCGACUCGUUGAUCCGAAAGGCAAAAGGACAAUUGGUGUUUUAACUAAACUUGACUUGAUGGACCAAGGAACCAAUGCAAUGGAUAUUUUAAGUGGGCGCGUAUAUCCUCUGAAAUUAGGAUUUAUACCAACAGUUAAUCGUUCUCAAUCUGAUAUCAUUUCCCACAAGUCUUUGAGUGAUGCUUUGCAAUCCGAAAAUAGCUUCUUUGCAAAUCAUCCUGCCUAUCGAGCUAUCGUAAAUCGAUGCGGGACCUUCUAUCUUGCUAAAACAUUAAGCAAUUUACUUAUUGCCCAUAUAAGAGAUCGUUUACCCGACAUCAAAGCACGUUUGAGUACAUUAAUUUCUCAAACCCAGUCCCAGUUGGAAAAUUAUGGUGUCUUUAAAAUUUCUGAUAAAAGUCAGCGUGGAAUUAUACUUUUACAGGCUAUGAACAGGUUUGCCAAUUCAUUUAUUGCCAGUAUAGAUGGUAAUUCUUCCAGCAUACCUACAAAGGAGCUUUCUGGAGGUGCUCGUUUAUAUUCCAUUUUUAACAAUGUGUUUUCCACAACUUUAAACUCCAUUGAUCCUUUACAAAACUUGUCUAUAACGGAUAUUCGGACAGCUAUUCUCAACAGCACUGGUUCUAGAGCUACUUUGUUUCUUUCAGAAAUGGCUUUUGAUAUACUUGUAAAGCCUCAAUUAGCUCUUCUUGCUCCACCUUGCCAUGAAUGCGUUGAGCUUGUUUACGAAGAAUUGAUGAAAAUAUGUCAUUACUCUGGUGACUCUGAUAUGUCUAGAUUUCCAAAGCUUCAAACUGCCUUAAUUGAGACUGUGAGCGAUUUACUUCGUGAAAACCUAAGUCCUACGUUUUCGUUCGUGGAAAGUUUGAUUUCAAUACAAAUGGCUUACAUCAAUACUAACCACCCUGAUUUCCUAGGUGUUCAGGGGGCCAUGUCAAAUGUGCUUGAUAGAAAAAAUCAGCAGCUUACUACACGUCGUCGUUCGGCUACUUCUUCAAAUCAAGCAAUAGAUGCUACAAAGAAUGAGAACCCUGAUGGUUCUAUCACAGACAUUGCAAACUCAGAUGACGUUGCAGCUAUUACGCCUCAUAGGAAGCUACAAAAUAUGGGUUCGGACAACCUUGAAAGAAAGACAUUCCUUAGUUACGUCUUUGGUGCCAACAAUUCGGUGAAGCGAGCACCCAUGCAUAACAGAGCAUUGUCGAACAGCUUUUCUAUGAAUGAGCCUGUCAAUUUGCUCAGUGAUCAAACCAACACACAACCACGAUCAACUUUCGCUGAUAACUUUCCUGUUAAAAUGACUGAUCUUUCUAGCGAGGUUGAAUCUAUGGCAUUAGAAGAAAUGACAGAGCGUGAAGAACUUGAAGUUGAGUUGAUUCAAGAAUUAAUAACGUCUUAUUUUAUAUUAACUAGGAAGAUAAUCGUCGAUCAGGUUCCUAAGGUUAUCAUGCACCUGCUUGUUAAUGCAUCGAAAGAUGCUGUACAGAAUCGGCUUGUAAGCAGCCUUUAUCGUGAAGAGCUUUUUGAUUCUCUUUUGAUUGAGGAUGAAAAUAUUAAAAGUGAACGUGAAAAGAAUGAACGCUUGCUUUCUGUUUAUACGCAGGCUAACAAAAUGAUAUCUAAUGUCUUUUGAUGAAUUCUUUACCCUCGUUUGAAGCUGUAUGUAACGAAGGUUGAUUACUAUAUAAAUGAAUGAUGAUAUAUUUUUUACACUCCUCCUCUCGUGCUAGCCUUCAAAUAGGUAACUUCAAAAUCAUUUUCCCAAAGAUCCUGUUUUUAAACAAGGUACCUUUUAUUCGGGAAAUUCAGUCUUUGUUGAGCUUCUUAAAAAAUAAAUGAACGAUAAAUCAAAUAUGUAAGUAUAAAACCUUUUUAACAUUUAGCCGCUUCAUGGAAGAAGUCAUAUGCUACAAAAAUGCCUCGAAAAUGGCAAAGAGCAGCAAUGAUCACACACACGUGAAACCAUUGAUGGCUACUUCCAAAUAUGUCGUACUUACCUGGGUACCACUUUUCUGGUAUCCUUUUGGCGUAAAUCGUGGCACCUACAAUGUAAAAUACCCCUUGAAGAAGUAGCCAUCCUAGACCCAUUCGCAUGAGUAGAUCGUUAAUUGUGUAUAGGAAAAGAGCAUGCAAUACUGGAAAUAUACCAAAUAAACCCAUGAUUACAAAUAGAAUAGCUCGGAAGCUUCUCCAUUCUGGUUGUCUAAAGCGAUCCAGCAUACAAGUAAAUGCGACAACUACACCUAUAGAAAAGAUUGUCCCAAUAUAAAGUGUUCGAAAGCUGGCAUGGCAAGCGAAACCGUAAUGAAGGCAAGGCACGAAAGAACCAACGAUCAUAAUAACAAUACCCAAAUAAUCAAGCUUAUUUCCAUAUUUCGAAACGUGACUUGAAUGGUUCGAUAUGGUAUGGUAAAAACUAGAACACAGAAGCAUUGUGAGAGCGCUUAUAAAAAAUACCAUAAAAACGUAGACAUCCUGAGACGUUGUGGUUUCUCUUACAAGUAUCCUUUCUGAACGUGUAAUGAAGAAAAGAAACAUGAUUGCUCCGAAGAGGUGCGACCAAAUGUUUAUAGAUUCAUUGUGUAAAUAGAGAAUAGUCUUGAAGCUUUUUGUAAAAGAGAAAGUAGCUGGCCGGUAUGCUGAAAUAAUGUAAUGGUUAUCCUGUUGCCAGGGCUCU
Molecule: messenger RNA, 3654 nt
Organism: Schizosaccharomyces cryophilus OY26
Lineage: Eukaryota; Fungi; Ascomycota; Schizosaccharomycetes; Schizosaccharomycetales; Schizosaccharomycetaceae
Product: dynamin Dnm1
Exons: 2
Coding region: 322-2610 (762 amino acids)
Biological process (GO): peroxisome fission; mitochondrial fission
Cellular component (GO): membrane; cytoplasm; microtubule
Molecular function (GO): microtubule binding; GTP binding; GTPase activity
Source: RefSeq, a predicted model, not a curated record